UUUGCUGCUCCUCCUCCUGCUGCUGCUCCUGUAACCAGCCGGGCCCGCGUCGGCUUUCCCGGGAAGGCUGCAAGGCGAGGAGGGAGCUCGUGUAGGAGGCCACUGUGAGCGGCGGCGGGGGCUUCUCCUCGCUCUGAGAAGGCGGCAGGAUGAACGACGCCCGGCUGCGCCUCGGGCGGCUCUCGUUGCUGCUGCUGCCGCUGCUGACCGGGCUGUGCGGCGGCGCCAUGGACGAGUGCGCGGACGAGCAGAGCGGGCGGCCCCAGCGCUGCAUGCCCGAGUUCGUCAACGCCGCCUUCAACGCCACGGUGGUGGCCACCAACACGUGUGGCAGCCCGGCGGAGGAGUACUGCGUGCAGACCGGCGUGACGGGGGUCACCAAGUCGUGCCACCUGUGCGACGCCGCCCAGCCUCACCUGCAGCACGGCGCCGCCUUCCUCACCGACUACAACAACCAGGCCGACACCACCUGGUGGCAGAGUCAGACCAUGCUGGCCGGCGUCCAGUACCCCAACACCAUCAAUCUCACCCUGCAUCUCGGAAAGGCCUUUGACAUUACGUAUGUACGCCUGAAAUUCCAUACCAGCCGUCCGGAGAGCUUUGUCAUCUACAAGCGCACUCAGGAAGAUGGUCCAUGGGUGCCUUACCAGUACUACAGUGGAUCCUGUGAGAAAACCUAUCACAAAUCCAGUCGUGGCUUUAUCAGGACUGGGGAGGACGAACAGCAAGCACUUUGCACAGAUGAGUUCAGUGACAUCUCUCCACUCACCGGAGGCAAUGUGGCCUUUUCAACGCUGGAGGGGAGGCCCAGCGCAUAUAACUUUGACAACAGUCCUGUCUUACAGGAAUGGGUGACUGCUACUGAUAUCAGAGUAAGCCUCAAUCGCCUGAACACCUUUGGAGAUGAAGUUUUUAACGAUCCCAAAGUUCUCAAAUCUUAUUAUUAUGCAAUUUCUGACUUUGCUGUGGGUGGUAGGUGCAAAUGCAACGGCCACGCGAGCGAGUGUGUGAAGAAUGAAUAUGGAAAGGUUUCUUGCAGUUGCAAACACAACACCUUUGGGGAUGACUGUGAAAAGUGCCUCCCUUUUUACAACGACCGGCCCUGGCGAAGAGCAACAGCAGAGAGUGCCAAUGAGUGUUUGCCCUGUAACUGCAAUGGGCGAUCGCAGGAAUGUUACUUUGACCCUGAGCUAUACCGUUCCACAGGCCAUGGUGGCCACUGCACAGGCUGCUUUGGUAACACUGAUGGGCCAAACUGUGAGAGGUGCCGAGAGAACUUCUACCGCCUUGGAAGCGAGGAAACAUGUCUGUCGUGUAACUGCAACCCUGUUGGCUCCCUCAGCACCCAGUGUGACAACUAUGGACGGUGCAGCUGUAAACCUGGCGUGAUGGGCGACAAAUGUGAUAGGUGUCAGUCUGGCUUCCAUUCUCUCACAGAGGCUGGUUGCAGGCGGUGUUCCUGCGAUCCUGCUGGCAGCACAGAUGAGUGCAACGUGGAAACGGGGCGUUGUACCUGCAGAGAUAAUGUAGAGGGGUUCAACUGUGAGAGGUGCAAACCUGGCUUUUUUAACCUGGACUCUGCCAAUCCUAGAGGAUGUACUCCCUGCUUCUGUUAUGGGCACUCGUCUGUCUGUACCAACGCCGUUGGGUACAGUAUCUACAGAAUUACCUCCAGCUUCCAGACUGGAGAAGAAGAGUGGCACGCGGAACAAAGAGAUGGGUCUGAAAUCUCAGUUCAGUGGAUUACGGAGACUCAAGACAUCUCUGUGAUCUCAGACACACCUUUUCCCAUCUACUUCAUUGCACCAGGCAAGUUCCUUGGAAAUCAAAUCUUGAGUUACGGCCAAAACCUGACAUUCUCUUUUCGGGUCGAUAGGCGGGACACUCGCCUUUCUGCUGAGGACAUAGUCCUUGAGGGCGCUGGACUGAGAGUAUCUGUACCUCUGAUUGCUCAAGGCAACUCCUAUCCCAGCGAGAACACACUGAAAUAUGCCUUCAGGCUCCAUGAAGCAACAGAUUAUCCCUGGAGGCCUUCUCUCACCCCAUUUGAGUUCCAGAAGCUGCUCCUCAAUUUAACUGCCAUCAAAAUUCGUGGGACCUACAGCGAGAGGAGUGCUGGAUAUUUGGAUGACGUCACGAUCAUGAGUGCCCAGCCUGGGCCUGGGAUCCGAGCAACUUGGGUGGAGAGCUGUACGUGCCCCACAGGAUAUCUGGGGCAGUUCUGUGAACGGUGUGCCCAGGGCUACAGGAGGGAGACCCCCAGUCUUGGGCCUUACAGUCCAUGUGUGCCAUGUUUCUGCAACAGGCACAGUGAAUCCUGCAACCCCGAAUCUGGAGCCUGUGACUGCAGGGACAACACCGCAGGCCCCCACUGCGAGAAGUGCAGUGAUGGCUAUUAUGGAGAUGCAACCACAGGCACCUCUUCCGAUUGCCAGCCGUGCCCGUGCCCAGGGGGCUCGACCUGUGCCAUAGUGCCCAAAACCAAGGAGGUCGUGUGCACCAAUUGUCCAACUGGUACCACAGGUAAAAGGUGUGAGCUGUGUGAUGACGGCUAUUUUGGAGAUCCUCUGGGCACAAACGGCCCUGCCAGACUUUGCCGACUUUGCCAAUGCAGUGACAACAUUGACCCCAACGCUGUUGGGAACUGCAACCGCUUGACGGGAGAAUGUCUGAAGUGCAUCUAUAACACAGCUGGUUUCUAUUGUGACCGGUGCAAGGACGGAUUCUUUGGCAAUCCCUUAGCUCAGAAUCCAGAGGACAAGUGCAGAGCUUGCAAUUGCAAUCCGUACGGCACGAUGAACCUGCAGACAACCUGCAACCAAGUAACAGGGCAGUGCGAAUGCCUUCCACAUGUCACAGAGAGGGAUUGCAGCUCAUGCGAGCCGGGUUUCUACAACCUGCAGAGUGGGCGUGGCUGUGAAAGGUGUGACUGCCAUCCGUUGGGUUCCACUAAUGGCCACUGUGACGUACGGAACGGGCAAUGCGAGUGCCAGCCGGGCAUCACUGGCCAGCGUUGCGAGAGGUGUGAAGCCAACCAUUUUGGAUUUGGUCCUGAAGGCUGCAAACCUUGUGACUGUGACCCUGAAGGUUCUCGCUCUCUUCAGUGCAAAGAGAAUGGUCAUUGUGAGUGCAAAGAAGGCUUUGUGGGAAAUCGCUGUGACCAGUGUGAAGAAAACUAUUUCUACAAUCGAUCAUGGCCUGGCUGUCAAGAGUGUCCUGCAUGUUACAGAUUGGUGAAAGAUCAGGUGGCAGAACAACGGGAGAGAUUGAAGGAGCUGGAAAAUCUUAUAGCCAACAUAGGAACAGGUGAUGAAACUAUAACGGACCAGGCAUUUGAAGACAGGCUGAAAGAAGCAGAAAGAGAUGUCAUGGACUUGCUUCGGGAUGCACAAAGCAUCAAAGACGUAGAUCAGGGCUUGAUGGAUCGCCUGCAGGAGAUCAACAGAACCCUGUCCAGCCAGCUUGGUCGGUUAAGGAACAUCCAGAACACAGUGGAAGAGACAGAAGAGCUUGCUGACCGGGCCCAAGACCGGGUGGACAAUACACAGGAACUCAUUGACGAAGCCUCAGAUAUGCUGCGGAGGGCAAGGGUGGCUGUUGCCAAUGUAUCUAUUACUCCACCAGAAUCAACCAGUGACCCCAACAACAUGACUCUCCUGGCAGAAGAGGCCCGUCAUCUGGCUGCACGGCACAAACAAGAAGCCGAUGAUAUUGUGCGGAUAGCUAAAGAAGCAAACGAUACAUCGACACAAGCGUAUAAGCUGCUCUUGGACACACUGGCGGGAGAGAAUCAAACAAUGAAUGAUAUUGGUGACCUUAAUAAAAAGUAUAACCAAGCAAAGGAUAUUUCCCGAGAUCUGGAAAAGCAGGCGAACAAGGUCCAUAAGGAAGCAGAGGAGGCCGGGAACAAAGCUCUGCAGAUCUACGCCAAUCUCACCAGUCUGCCACCUAUAGACACGGAGGCAUUGGAGAAUGAGGCAAAUAAGAUCAAGAAGGAAUCCAGAGAGCUGGAUCAGCUAAUCAACAGGAAGCUGAAGGAUUAUGAGAUUCUGAGAGAAGACAUGAAAGGGAAAGAACAGGAAGUACAAACCCUUUUGGAGAAAGGCAAGAUUGAACAGCAGACGGCUGAUCAGCUCUUGGCUCGAGCAGACGCUGCCAAGGCUCUGGCUGAAGAGGCUGCCGAAAAGGGGAAGAAUACGCUCAAGGAGGCCAACGACAUUCUCAACAAUUUGAAAGACUUCGAUAAGCGUGUGAAUGAUAACAAGACUGCUGCUGAGGACGCGCUAAGAAAAAUUCCUGCCAUCACUCAGACCAUUAUGGAGGCCAACAAUAAGACCCGUCAUGCGGAACUGGCACUGGGCAGUGCUGCUGUUGAUGCCAGGGAAGCCAAGAGCAAAGCUGACGAUGCUGAGAAAAUUGCCGGUGCUGUACAGAAAAAAGCUGCUGAGACAAAGGACGAGGCUGACAAGACUUUUUCCACUGUUACUGACCUGGACAAAGAAGUGGAUGGCAUGUUGCAGCAACUGGAAGAAGCAGAGAAAGAGCUGAAGAGGAAACAGGAAAGUGCUGAUCAAGAUAUGAUGAUGGCAGGAAUGGCUUCAGAAGCAGCUCGGGAAGCAGAAGAUAAUGCAAGGAAAGCAAAGAAUUCUGUCAACAGCUUGCUCGGUAUGAUUAAUGACCUCCUGGAGAAGCUAGGGCGCGUGGAGCCCGUGGACUUGGGUAAACUGAAUGAGAUUGAGGAUACUUUGAAUGCUGCCAAAAAGCAAAUGAGGGACAACGAUCUGGACCGAAAAGUGUCUGAUCUGGAGAAGGCAGCCAAAAAGCAAGCCAGUGCUAUCAGUGAAUACAACAGGGACAUUAGCACCAUCAUGAAAGACAUUAGCAAUCUUGAAGACAUCAAGAAGACCUUGCCAAGUGGCUGUUUCAACACCCCGUCCAUUGAAAAACCCUAAGGGUGUGCUAAGGGCAGGGGGGCAUUCCCUCAAUGACUGGCGGAGCGGUUCUUUUGGCUGUGGAGUGCCUUAAUUCCUAGAUUAUGUUCUUCAGGACUCCCCACCCCACCCCAAUCUCCCACACAGCUCUCAAUUGUCCUUUCUUUCCCUGUUCGGGGGUGGGGAUUGGGAAUGCAAGUUUCUAGAUUGAAGUCAAAUUAAAUAUCAGCCUUCGGAGCAUCAAGAAGGUUUCAAGACAUAAAAUCUAUACACUCUCUUGGUCAAGCACUCCACCUUCCUUCCCCUCUCUCAGAAAACACUCCCCUUUCAUUUACACAAUGAUGUGAAAUAUUAUGGACUGCUGUACCGAACUGCAGAAAUAGCCAUGGGAACUGAUGUAUAAUGGGGGGUGGUAGUGUGGAAAUCACAGGCCUUUACUUCAGUCCCUUCUCCACUCCAUUCUUGUAUCUCCCUACCCCUGAUUCUAUGUUCUUCUUUUUUUCUAUGAAGGAAAUGGGUUGGCUACCAAAGUAUUAAAUAGUAAUGGCCAGGAAAGCCACACUUCGUAAGAAACACUGAUGGACUUCAAAACCAGACUUAAAAACAAGAAGAAAAAGCCAGUCCUAUUCAUAAAGUAGUGGCUGAUCAAACCGCCACUUUGGUAGCCAGCUGCCAAUAUUUUUUUUUAAAAAAAAAACCUUUCUAGAGUGCAAUAUAUGUAUAUGUAUAUCCAGUUUCUGAGAGACCGUUUCUCAGAAACAUUUUUGGGGAGUCAUGAGGAAAGAGUGGUGUGUUGGGUCUCCAUGGUGCUAUACCUUGGCCUGUGAAGCAGGCAUGUCUUCAGCCUGUGAGAAGAAAGGCAGACAUUUAAAUUCUUCAAGCUGGAAGAACCUGCUUGUGGUCAGAAUUGUUCCUGUCACCAGCCAGUCACUAGACAUCUCUAAGAGAUAUCUUCCAAAGGCAGCUGGAUUAAUAUGGACAAAUUCUUUCUUUAAUAUGUCAGACUCUAAUGUUUGUAUUCUUUUUUUUGAAAGAAAGAAACCCAACAACCAGAGAGAGCUUUACUUGCUAGGCUUGACUGUGAAUUUUAAAGUCAGCAUAAUUUUCUCUGGAAGAAAGAGAGAAA
This is a messenger RNA of Elgaria multicarinata webbii, 6057 nucleotides long. It is a transcript of the gene LAMC1, whose product is annotated as laminin subunit gamma 1. The transcript has 28 exons. Lineage: Eukaryota; Metazoa; Chordata; Lepidosauria; Squamata; Anguidae. Bases 150 to 4952 code for a protein of 1600 amino acids. Gene Ontology annotation, biological process: tissue development; substrate adhesion-dependent cell spreading; animal organ morphogenesis. The record is from RefSeq and is a predicted model, not a curated record. Gene Ontology annotation, cellular component: basement membrane.